This is a messenger RNA of Protopterus annectens (West African lungfish), 3157 nucleotides long. It is a transcript of the gene LMNB1, whose product is annotated as lamin B1. The transcript is spliced from 11 exons. The record is from RefSeq and is a predicted model, not a curated record. The coding region runs from base 292 to 2091 and encodes 599 amino acids. NCBI's taxonomy places the organism in Eukaryota, Metazoa, Chordata, Ceratodontiformes, Protopteridae.
UUUGCAUACCGCCAUAUUAGAACAACCCCGCCUCCUAUUGAGGACCGCUAGACAAAGUGUGUGACACUUUCAGCCUUUGCUACGGGUUCUGUUAAUCACUUGGCUAUUUUAUGUGCCUUUUCUAUCUCUUGGAAAAAAAAAACAUCUGUUUGAGGAGAACGGGUCUUCCUAUUUUAUUUUCCCUUUGUAUGCUAUUUUAUUAACGGAGUCUCCAGUGUUUACCUGUUUGCGGAAUUUAAAAUCUUUCGUUCUUGUUUGGUGAAAUUAUUAUUUUUUUGUUUGUUUUGGGCAAUGGCGACUUCCACACCGGUUGGACAGCGAGCAAGCCGCCGAAGUAGUACCUCUGGUACGCCUUUGAGUCCCACGCGCAUCUCUCGGCUGCAGGAAAAGGAGGAAUUGCGGCAGCUUAACGACCGGCUCGCCAUUUAUAUCGAGAAGGUGCGUAGUCUGGAGUCUGAGAACAAAGUGCUGCAGGUGCAAAUCACCGAGCGCGAGGAGGUACGCAGCCGAGAGCUGACCAACCUCAAGUCCUUGUAUGAGACGGAGUUGGCUGACGCUCGACGCUCCCUGGAUGAUACUGCACGUGAGCGGGCUAGACUGCAGAUUGAGCUGGGCAAGAUAAAGGCAGACCACAGUGAGCUGCUCCAGAACUGUGCAAAGAAAGAAUCUGAUCUAAAUGGGCUGCAAGCAAAACUUCGGGACCUUGAAUCACUUCUCAAUAACAAGGAAGCUUCAUUGGCAACAGCAGUUUCUGAACGGAAGGCUUUGGAGAAACAAGUACAUGAUGUUAAAGUUCAGAUUUCUCAGCUGGAAAGUGCAUUAGAAAUGACCAGAAAACAACUGAGUGAAGAAACUCUAUUGAGAGUUGAUAUUGAGAAUCGAUGUCAGAGCCUUUCAGAAGAGCUGGAGUUCCGAAAUAAUGUGCAUGAACAGGAACUGAAGGAGUCUAGGCGAAUACAUGAGACCCGCUUGGUGGAAGUGGAUUCUGGGCGCCAAAUAGAGUAUGAGAGUAAGCUAGCCGAUGCCCUUCGUGAGUUGAGAGAGCAGCAUGAAGAGCAAAUCAAACUCUACAAAGAAGAAAUGGAGCAAACCUUCCAUGCUAAGCUGGAGAAUGCAAAGUUGGCAUCCGAGAUGAGCAGUAGUAGUGCGAGCGCUUCCAGGGAAGAACUCAAGGAAAGCCGGAUGCAUAUUGAGAGCCUUUCUUCUCAGCUCUCGCGUCUACAAAAAGAGUCCAGAGCCUUGCAGGAUAGAAUUCUGGAGCUUGAGAACACACUUACAAAAGAGAGAGAAGCAACCCGUCGGCUGUUAACGGACAAGGAGAGAGAGAUGGCAGAGGUCCGUGCCCAAAUGGAACAGCAGCUGAGUGAAUACGAGCAGCUUUUAGAUGUGAAAUUAGCACUUGAUAUGGAGAUCAGUGCAUAUAGGAAGCUACUGGAGGGAGAAGAAGAGAGGCUGAAACUCUCCCCAAGUCCAUCUUCAAAAGUGACAGUCUCUCGUGCAUCCUCGAGCCGUAGUGUUCGUACAACCCGAGGGAAGAGAAAACGUCUUGAUGUUGAGGAGUCUGAAGCUAGCAGUAGUGUGACAAUUGCUCACUCUGCAUCAGCCACAGGGAACAUCGGUGUUGAGGAGAUAGAUGUAGAUGGGAAAUUCAUCCGCUUAAAGAACACUUCUGAACAGGAUCAGUCAAUGGGUGGCUGGGAAAUGACUAGGCAAAUUGGAGACACUGCUGUUAACUUCAGGUUUACCUCAAGAUACAUACUAAAGUCAGGCCAGUCUGUGACUAUAUGGGCUGCAGAUGCUGGUAUAAUGGCCAGCCCUCCCUCUGACCUCGUGUGGAAGAACCAGAAUUCGUGGGGCACUGGCAAAGAUGUUAAAGUCGUACUUAAAAAUUCUCAGGGAGAGGAAGUUGCACAAAGGUCUACUGUUUUUAAAACUAACCUAUCUGAGGAAGAAGCAGAAGAGGAGGAAGUGGAGGAGGCAUCAAGAGAACGAGCAGCAGUCCGGGCAGCGCGUGUUUUUACCAGGGAAGAGCACAGUUUUCACCAUCAGGGAGAAUCGAGGGCUGCUAGCAAAAGCUGUAUAAUUAUGUGAAGUAUUUUUGAUGAGCCUCUGAAAACCUUGCAGUCUACACUGACCCUUCUGAAGCACAGAAAAUAUUUUUAUAGUUUCCUUACAAUAACUUUUUAAGAGGGACCAUUGUUUUUUUAUACCGUAGACCACCUUGACACUACAGACAUGUACAGGGGUUCUGUAGCUUUUUUGUAGUUAAUCAUUGGCGCUGGGUUCUUUAAGGACCCAUAAAGAGGUUUGAUAUUUGAGACUGGAAUGUGCAAAAUUUGGAGUAUUUAAUAGCCCUUUGCCUCCUGUCAUGCCGCAUUCUGUAUGUAAUCCACUUUUAAGUAUUUCAUUUCAGUGAUGCAGUACAGCUAAUGUGCCUGUAUAACAUUGGUACUGUAGAAAGAUCUUUUGUACAAAGUAAGGAUUUUAUCUUUUAAAAUUAGUAAACCUCUUUGUCUUGGAAUACAUAUGUACUUAUUUAUAUUAUGGUAUUCUUUGCUCCAACUUUACUCAAGCAUGUUACAGGCAGAAUCGGGUGACAUGGGGGGGUUUGCCAGAAUCUGGCAGCACUUUUGAGUGAUGACUACUGGACCCAACUUGCUGCGUAAAAGUUUUGAAAGUGCUCAUGCAUUAAAAUUGUAUAAGUUUACAGAUGGGAUUAUGGCUGUAUGAUUUGGGGCUUUGCACUCAAGUUUUUAUGAAAAGCUUCUUGACCAGUCCUUACUAUUUGGUUUGUUUGCCUUUGUUUCCCUAGGGGUGCAACAAUUACUGUUACAUAGUCAGUGAUGACGGCAGUAGCCACAUUUCAGGCUUGCUGUUAGUUUCUUUAACUUGGUGCUGUGAAGAAAUAAACAUCAGUAUUGGGGUUUUGUACUGUUUUGUUUAUAUGAUGUAAUCAAGUUUUUAUACAUAUAUAAAUAUAUAAAAAGGGUAUUGUUUUACAGGUAUAGAUACCGGCAUGGUGAUAUUAGAUGGGAUAGCUGUUGUGUUUUUAUUGUGCUAGAAUUUAAACCAUAGUGGUACACCAUGCAGUAGAGUCUUUUAAAAUAUUGAAGGGGGGUUUCUUAUGUAUAUUGUCAAAUAAAGUUUUUUAAUAAGA